CUCAGAUACCAGUCAUAUCGAGGUGUUGUGUCCGCUAGGCAAUUGUAAGCUGAAGGUGUGAAAAGCACUAGUUUUAUUUUUAAUUAGUGCUACUGUGGUUUGUUUUUUAGUUCGAAACUAACCGUUACCAGGCACAGUAUGAUCGUUCUGCUAUUUAUUAUUGUAGUGCUUUGCUCUGUGCUCUAUCUCAAUCAUAGACGAAGGUACAAGUUUGCCGAUAGUUUGCCCGGGUUGAAACCGGUGUAUCCGAUACUAGGAAAUGGGGACAUUAUGCUAGGGAAAAGUGAUGUGCAACGGUUUGACACGAUGGUGAAAAUAUGCCGUAACAAUGAUAGGCUCGUUAAGGUGUGGGCCGGACCACGGUUGCUGCUUUUCACCUGCCAUCCUGAUUUGAUCCAACAAAUUCUGUCUAAUCCAGACUGUUCGGAGAAACCUUUUCUGUACAAGUUUGCCGGAUUCGAGCAAGGAUUGUUCACGGCGAAGCACAAGCUGUGGCGCGUGACACGAAAACGGCUCAAUUCCUGCUUCAACCAGCGCAUUCUGCACGGCUUCAUCCCAACGUUCGUAACCUGUGCCCGGCGGAUGGCAGAGAAAUUAAACGAGCUACCGGAUGGUGCGACGGUCAAUAUCCACAAAUAUACCUCGCUGUGCACACUGGAGAUGGCCUGCGGAACUACGCUUGGCAGUACCAUAUUGCAGCGGAAGGAGGACAAGGAGCAGUUCGUGAAAGGUCUCGAUGUUGCAUUUAACGGUGCAGCCCGACGGAUGGUUAGUGUUCAUUUGUAUUUGGACUUCGUGUAUCGCUUUACCAAGUAUUACUCCGAGAUCAUGCAAGCAAGAAAAGUGGUGUGUGACUUUUUCAACGAGUUAAUUUCUGAACGGAAAAAUUUCUUAGAUAGCGAUAGACAGAACAACAAUAGCGACACUGCCGAUAAUCACAAACCGAAACGUUUAAUAGAUGAGCUCUUAAGUGUUUCUGAAGACGGAAAGACUUUCAGCGAGACACAGAUCAUAGACAACAUUUAUGCGGUUGUUACUGGGGCUAACGAUACAUCCGGUUUGCUCAUAGCCCACGCUUGUUUGUUCUUGUGUUUCCACAAAGACAUCCAGGAGAAACUGUUCCAGGAAAUUACGGAACACUUACCGGGCGAGGAGAUAGACAUAAAUCCAGAUACGUUAAAGCAACUGGAAUAUUUGGAGAUGUUUCUCAAAGAAUGUCUGCGUCAUUGUCCUGUGGCUCCGAACGUUGCAAGGGAAAAUAUGGCCGAGCUGCAAAUCGAUGGUGUGAAAGUGCCCGCCGGUAAUAUUUUCGUUAUGAACUUCUAUGCACUACACCGGCGGAAAGACGUUUGGGGUCCGGACGCGGAAGCAUUUGAUCCACUGAAUUUUUCCGAAGCACGAAGCAAGGAUCGACACCCGUUUGCGUACCUACCGUUCAGCGGGGGUAGCCGGAUAUGCAUCGGCUGGCGGUACGCUAUGUUCAGCAUGAAGAUUAUGCUGAUUUAUUUGAUUCGGAAUUUUAAAUUCGACACGAAGAUACGACGGGAAGAGGUGCGGUAUAGGCACGAUUUAACAAUGAAGUUACCGUUUGAUCACAUGGUGCAGGUUCAUAAAAGGAUUACGGCAAAGGAAAGAUUAUCUCAAUCGUAUGUAUAAUAUGAAGGUACUGGAUUAGUUUGAUUGAAAUAU
Molecule: messenger RNA, 1689 nt
Organism: Wyeomyia smithii (pitcher-plant mosquito)
Lineage: Eukaryota; Metazoa; Arthropoda; Insecta; Diptera; Culicidae
Product: cytochrome P450 4c21-like
Exons: 6
Coding region: 139-1656 (505 amino acids)
Molecular function (GO): monooxygenase activity; heme binding; oxidoreductase activity, acting on paired donors, with incorporation or reduction of molecular oxygen
Source: RefSeq, a predicted model, not a curated record